AUGCAGUUCCUCAGCAUCCUGGCUCUCCUCGUCGUUUCCGCCACCGCUGCCCCGGUCGCGACUCCGCUUAAUGUGAACCCAAUCCCGACCCUGGCCUUCACCCCCAUCACCACUCCGAUUGCGACUCCGACUGCGACCCCAACCGCGACGCCGGACACUUUCAGCCCGAAUGCGAUGGCAUCGGACUGCAUCACCAGCUGCGAUCAGUGCAACUCUUACUGCGCAUCCUUUGACGCGACCUUCCACGGCACCUGCAACCCUUCUUCUAGGCAGGAGGGCUGCUUCGCUUGCGCCUGCUUGAUUUGA
This is a messenger RNA of Aplosporella prunicola CBS 121167, 306 nucleotides long. RefSeq lists its product as uncharacterized. NCBI's taxonomy places the organism in Eukaryota, Fungi, Ascomycota, Dothideomycetes, Botryosphaeriales, Aplosporellaceae. The record is from RefSeq and is a predicted model, not a curated record. The transcript is spliced from 3 exons. The coding region runs from base 1 to 306 and encodes 101 amino acids.